UAAUCUGUGACCUAGCAUUGCUCGUAGUUGCUUAACCAAUAUACUGUACUUGAGAAAUACUAAUAAAAAGCUUUAUUACUAAUGUUACAAUCGAAAAUUCUUGGAUUACAACCAUCACAUUAUCACAAUAACCGUGUGUGCCAAACAUCAUAAGCUACGGAGGCGCUUCGGCUGCAGGGGACCGGUUGAUUCUUUACAUAAAAUAUCAAUGUGUUCUGGAAAUGGUUUGCAAAGAGGACGUGGUAUCAUGGUUUAAAGAAUUAGAAAGCUACAAACGCAUAGAUGCAAUGUGUACAUUGUUAAAUAUGUGCCUGCCAUUUGAAUUACGAUUCAUUGGCACGUAUCUGGAGGAGCUCGGAAAGCGGGACUUUCAGGAGUUGCGUGGUGCCGAACUCAGGGCCAACAACCCGACAGACCUGGCUGCCGACAUCGGAGGCGCAAACACAGACCCCAGGACACGGCGGAAAAUGGCCCUAUACGUGUCUUUGUUACGCUCCUGUAAUUUCGCCUGUGCAACCACAUUGUAUAACGCCAUGGUCAGUUUAGAACAGAGUGGAUUGCUCAAAGGCCUGUAUGGAGAUUUGUUGGAAGAAAUCUUACUAUUGUACACUAUGGCAUUACAUCAUCCAGCUUUUACAUUUGAUCAAAAGUCACACUUUGGUGAGAUAUUAGAAAAAUUGAAAGUGGAAGACCAGCGGAUACAGUUCCAAGAGCAACCAGAACAUAUAAACGCGCCUGUGACUGUGAGUGGAUGCCAUACACAACCCAGUGUCACUCCCAACAUGUCAGUUCCACCGCCUAACUUGUCUAGCUUGGGGCCACCUCCUGGUAUCAUGUUUGUAAAAACACCUGGGGUGCAGUCCACAAGCGACCAAGUUCCCGAGCUGGGCUCGCCGCCUGUAUUAGGCGGUGCGCCCGUUCUGCCAUUGCUGGGCGAGGUAGCGCACCCGCCGCCCGGCCUACCGCUGCCACCAUACACCAUGCCUGACUACAUGGGGCAGCAUCCCUGGCCCGCCAACAUUAUAGUCACCCCCUUAAACCCGCCUAUAGAGGUGCUGGGCAACUACCCGGUGGCGGGCCCGGCGUCGCCACUGGUGUCGUCGCCGGGCGACAGCCGCGCCGCGUCUCCGCGCGGGCGGCGCCGCAUGUCGCGCGACCGCAGCCCGCCGCCCGCGCCGCCCGACCACGCGCUGGCCGCCAACUUCGACACCCUCAGCUUGAAUGAGUUGCAGAUGCGGCACAGUGUCGGCGACGAACGGCUGCGCGAGAUCACGGCCGUGCACCAGUACCGGUCGUUAGAGAAGCUGAAUGGCGUCCGGCGGCGCGCGGCGGCGUACGCGACGGUGCCGCGCUCGUCGUCCUCCAGCGCCUCGAGCGCAGCAUCGUCCCCGCCCGGCACGCCGGCUCCCGGCACGCCCGGCACGCCGGCCCCCGGCACGCCCGGCACGCCUGCCCCGCGCCGUGCCGGGCCCCCGCCCGCCUUCCUGCAGUACCCGCCGCGUGCCUACGCCUACCCCACCCCGCCGCCCGCCUACCGCCCGCCGCCGCCCCCCUUCGCCAACGGCGAGCCCCCGCACUACCCGACGCCGCCGCAGUACGGCGGCUUCGUGCCUGUGCUGUACGCGCCUCCGAAGCUGUCCUGCUGGAACUGCGGCGCGUCCGGGCACGCGGGCCACGAGUGUAAGGAGCCGAGCAUGGAGGAGAUCACGCGCGCCGGCGGCUACCAGCUCGACUUCGGUGGCGCCCCGCCGGAGCCCGCGGACAAGUAAGCGGCGGCGCGCCCUCUCGCGCGAUCUGUCCAUUAGUACCAAAGUGUCAGGUUUAAAAUUUGUAUAUAUCGACCUGAACCGUCCGCGCGGCCGCCGGCGCGCCCGGCGCCGAGCGGAGCGACGUCGGCGGACCUCGUUGAUCGUAGAUCGAAAUAUUUAAAAUAGACCUAUGACGUCGUCCUUACGUGCGCUUAUUGGACUUAACGGAGAGCCGUGGAUUUUGAUUUGUACUAAUGUUUAAGAGUAAUUGCACUUUCGACAUAUUUAUUAAAUAACAUUCCAAUUUGAGAUGAAUCACGGUUUCUGAAAAUGGUUUAAAUUCUCGUGUCCAUAACGUGUUUUAUCUUUUUGAAUGUCUAUAAUUUUAUUCAGACGAUAUAUAUGUUGGGGAUGUAUUCAGGGAACUUUUAGUAUCUCAUCUGCGACAUACAGUUGCGAUUUCUUUUUUUUUAUAAAUGCUGGUUGUUCGAGACUGAGUGAGCUUGUUAUGUAAUAAUCAUUUAAAUAUUAACCUAAAUUGAAAGUGCGAUUAUUUUCAGACAUUUUCGGUAAGAAUUUGGAGGGAAUUCCAUAUUUAUUUCAGAACAGCAGCAGGUUUAAUGUUGUACAAAAGGUUGGUGCCAGAUGUGAGUUGACGCUGUUAAUGUAGAGAUUUAGUUUAGUCACUUCAGUUAUUAGCUAAUAACUGUUCUGCAGUUGUAGGGCACCCAAAUGAAAUGUUUGAAUUUAUUGUACAAUCAAAAAAGUGUGCCAUAUUGGUAUUUAAAUCUCCGGUAAAGAAAAAAAUAUGGAUUAGUGAAACUAACGAAUUAAACAAUAGACUGUGGUAGCCAGUUCCACUUUAUAAACUGGCGUCUCUUUGUUGCUAGUCUCGCUUGCUGAAGAAACAUUUUUCAUUUCGAAUAUAGUUUUUAAACUUAUGAAAAUUUAGGAUCAGAAUACACUAACUAAUAAAAAAAUGUUGCUUACGUCUGAUAACUGUCGGAUAGGUUUCGAGAAAAUCCGAUUGACCAUUUAGUACAUUUUCAUUAGUACAAGUUAAUGUCGAUAUUUAGAUGUUUGAUAUAGUGUUAUAAGUUUAUUAGAAUGGUAGAGAUGACAGUGCUAAUGUUUGUGGAAUCCCGUAUAGCGGUAUGGUACACUAUCGUUUCCUUUUUUUUACUAUAUGUUUAUUAUAUAUUUUUAGAGUAAUUGAAGUCUGCUGCUGUUGAGCCCCACAGUUUACUUGACAAGACAUAAUAUGAAUGUUUAGCAAUAGUAUUUAAACGAGGCACUAGACAGGGUUCCGUGACGUGGAAUUCCCUGAAAUUCUGUGUUCUUCCAUAGUGUUCCCACACCAGUGUACGUAACAGAUAGUGGAUAUCCUCGAGUUGUAUAUAAAUCUUAAGGCAAUAUGAAUUUUAAACUAUUUAAUUAUACAGUUCAAGUUCAAAGUCGGAGUGUGACGAAUUUUUAUAAAACACAGAUUUGUUUCCUUUGACCCAAGACUGAUUUGUAAAGUAGCAAAUUAAUCAGGCUUCUGCGAUUUGCAUGUUCUAAUGACUUCAGGAGCCUCAUACAAUUAAAAUUCAGAAUUAUUGAAGUAUAGGACGAGAUUGUAGCUGACGACAAGAUGGAUAUGUUAAUGUGAUGAAUUGUGAACGCGACUGACUACGUACUUCAUGUGAAUAAUGAGCCGUUUUGAUGUUAUCUAUUGAACAAGGGAUUAUUUUGAUCAAGCUCACGAAAAUGCAAUGCUCUUUAAAAUUAAUGUUUAUCAUAGUCAUUGUAAAUAAUUACAAAUAUGUAAGAGAGUUGGCAUGUCACAUCUGAUGUGCGCAUAUUUUGUAAAUAAUUCAGUUUAUAUAAUUAGUUGAUAAUUUAGAGAUUGAGUAUAUUUGUAAAUUACUUUGUAAUAAUUUGAGUGUAUCUAUAGAGUAUUUCGAUUGUUUCUCUAUGAUCACUGUCACAAAUCACAAUUUUGCAUUUUUAACGUCCCCGUUUUUGAAAACAGUUCAAAUUAGAAGGGUUGUAUAAUUAUUUUUUGCAUAAUUAUUAUAAAAAUAUGUUUUUGAAUCAAUUGGGAUGCGUCACGCGCAUGGGUGGGUGCUGAGUGUCGCAGUGCCGGCGCCGACGUGGCCGUUGGCCUGGGGCCGCCUUCCUUCUCUUGCCUACAUUCGUUUACCAAGUACUAGUUUAUCCACAAUAAUAUCAUACUGUAUACCCUACUAAUAACAUAGCUAAAGUAUAAUAAAAAAGUUAUUCAAAAUAGCCGACAUAUCGUCCUUAAACAAUGUAAUAACUUUUAUUUUGUAUUUAAUUAGAUUUUACAUACAUGUUAUGUUAGUUUAUCUUUUAUUUAAAAGUGUUUGUUUGCUAUAAUAUGCCUACCUUGAUGCGCUGUAAUAGAAAGUUUAGAAUCAUAAUAAGCUGUGAGAAAUUACCUCGCAGUGUAAGUAUCUUCGAAAUGAAUGCAAUAACUCUAGUAUAAAUAGUAUUUCCAAUGAUUAUUCCUCGAGGCUAAAUUCUCCGGGAUUGUUAUUCUAUUAAAUAGUAUAUAUCACUCCUUAUAAAGGUUGUACGCCCACGUAAAGUAAUUGUGUUAUUUGUAUCUUAAUUAACAAUUUCUUAAUAUAUUAAACAAGUUGAAAUAUAGAGUAAAUAUAGUGUACCUAUGAUAAUGGUGUCUGUUUGAGUAAUGUCUGUCGAGGCGUCUCGGACCUGCAUUACUCGCUGCAGUGCCGGCAUAUCAAUUAGGUAACUGAGUGUGAUAAUCUAAUAGUAACAUUCAUCUCUUUGUCUGCUCAAUUCAGCAUGCAACAAGUACGUUUGUUUCAAUUUAAUAACUGUAACGUUAAUGUAAUCAUUUGGUUUCACUAAAUACAAAUGCAACAGGAAUAAUACAUGAUGUGUCCGUUGCAGUGUUAAGCAGCUUUGUUUUUGUACUAGUGGAGGUAUGGAAAUAUUUUUUUACUUUGUACAGAAUGUUAUAAAUGUGAUAAAUAAUUUUUGACAUAAUUAGAAUUGUGAUUUAGUAAGGUGUGUAGUUUAUUAUAAAAAAUAUAAAAAAAUAAAUUUGCUUUACUGGAUAAAUUGUACUAUCUUACAGCUAUUUAUAACGUUGUUUUCCCACGUUUUUAUAUUUGGGUACUUAUGUAUACUAAGCUGUUGUACUACUAAUAAAAGAUCAACACAGGAAAAUGAAUGCUUCGGCCCAGUAUUGUAAGACCUCUGUAUCCCACCAAUGCUGUGAAUCAUUUGCUUCCUGACAAAUAAACAACCAAAAUCUGA
This is a messenger RNA of Pectinophora gossypiella (pink bollworm), 5039 nucleotides long. RefSeq lists its product as uncharacterized. Bases 222 to 1769 code for a protein of 515 amino acids. Gene Ontology annotation, molecular function: nucleic acid binding; zinc ion binding. NCBI's taxonomy places the organism in Eukaryota, Metazoa, Arthropoda, Insecta, Lepidoptera, Gelechiidae. The transcript has 4 exons. The record is from RefSeq and is a predicted model, not a curated record.